Molecule: messenger RNA, 771 nt
Organism: Paraphaeosphaeria sporulosa
Lineage: Eukaryota; Fungi; Ascomycota; Dothideomycetes; Pleosporales; Didymosphaeriaceae
Product: NAD(P)-binding protein
Exons: 1
Source: RefSeq, a predicted model, not a curated record
CUCGCCGUGUUCGGCGCAACAGGGCACCAAGGCGGCGCCAUCGUAUCGCACUUCCUCUCUCUGCCUAACCCGCCCUACACCAUCCGCGCGCUGACCCGCAGCCCCACUUCCCAGAAGGCACGCAGGCUCGCAGACGCCGGCGUCGAUGUCGUCCACGCCGACCUAGACCAUGUCGACUCUCUCAAACGCUCGAUGCAGGGCGCUGAAGCGGUGUUUCUCGUCACGGACUUCUUCUCUUGCCCAGACCCAGGCGCGGAGCACGAAGUCGCGCAGGCCAAAAGGGUACUGGACAUUCUCGCGGCGAGCCGCACGCUUAAGCAUCUGGUUUACUCGUCCCUCCCGUCCAUUAGCGCAGCAAGUAGUGGCAGGUACCGAUCGGUUGUGCACUUCGACGGCAAAGCCUCGGUGGUGGAUUGGUUGCAGCAAACGCACGAGGAGCUGUGGGGGAAGACGACGGUGCUCUGGGUGGGCACGUACAUGCAGCUGUGGAUGCAGUUUCCGCAUGUGUUUGCGCCGAGGAAGGUGGUGAAUGGGGGAGGCGAAGAGAUUUGGCAGUGGAACACGGUGUUCUACCCGCAUACGAAAUUACCGCUUGUGGACGUCAAGGAUGUGGGCGUUGCUGCCAGGACUAUUUUGGAAGGAGGCGAGGAGUGCAUGGGACAGACGCUGAGUCUAGUUGCGCCUGAGCUAGUGACGGCGGAAGAGCAGCUGCGUGUUUGGGGCGAGGUCGUGGGGAAGGAUGUGGUGUUUAGACAUGUUAGUGAGGAAGAG